AUGGAAGCUGCUUACCAACAGUGCGCCAAGACAGCCAGCUACUAUGAGCUACACCAAGGUCUUCAGCCUUUCGUCUACUGGCACGUCACCGAGUCCGUCCAGGAAGGCUACAAUCCAGAGGCCAUCGGUGAACUUCAACCAGAGGUCGAGGUAGAAGCUCUCGUGCUCGAACGCAGGUCUAUCGCUCGUGAUCACGCCCUCGGCUUGUUCGUCUCAUUGCUCUAUUACUAUCUCGCACGCCAGUCAGACCCCGCCGAUGUCGAUGCAGCCAUAAACGCCCUCCUUGCCGACUUCGACAAGCAUCUAGGCGUAGGUUCCUUUGCUGACUUCCAGCUCGACACAGCCGACAUCUAUGAGUACAUCGAAGAGCAAAGACAGAACGCAGGCCUGAUCGCAGACGAUCCCGACUGGCAUCAGCAGGCAAAGACCAGCGCCAGCAUGCAGUGGCCGGUAGUAUUCAAAAAGUCGCUCGAGCUCACUCGCUUGGCCUACGUCGAGGCUUGUCACCGCUUUGAACAUCAUUUUGCCCUUGGCUCACAAGCUGACGCUGCCCUCUUGCAGCUCCUCACCAACCAUGAGCUUGCCCGCCUUGCUUCUCGAGCUAAAGCCCAGCCUCGUCACGUUCCUGCUGCUCCUCCCAGCGCAACUAUCGACACAGCUACCGCAGCUGGCUACUGGGCCAAACGAACCGGACAAAAACCAGAUGAUCUCGCCAAGGUCCUGCCGGAGUUCGAUCCAAAUCAUCUGAUUCACGCCGGUCAGCAGUUCCGCGCAGCCUGUCUCGACCACGUACGAGCUCAGCAGUCUUCCGAGUCUGGAAAGGACAUCAACGCUGUCUUGUCCGAGGCCAUCAAUUCCGAAACAAACCCGCAACGGCUAGUCGAGCGUGCUGGUCAGCUGUGGACGCCUCAGACAGCUACAUCAUCGUGGCACGCUGCUGCCGAUGACAACGAAGCAACUCUCAUAAAAAACGCAAAAGAUCUGCUCAGCUCUGCACUGCGCAUACUCGGCACGCGCGAUAGCGAACGCAACGUCUCCCUGCGAAUCGACGCCUAUAAUCUACGAGGUCACAUCAACCGCCGACUUGCUACACUCAAGCCACACCACCAAGCCAACUACCUCAAUCGUGCUGUUGACGAUUGGUCUGCCAGCGCUGAACUUGAUGCCGAUCAGAACGACAUUAUCGACCUUCUGGCCCAGAUCAAGAACCAGCUCGAGUCUGUCUCCGAUCCCAUUCCAGCGCGCUCUGACGACGAGAGGAAGACCUCUUCAGAAAACAGCAACCCGUCCAAGCAGUCUCUCAGGAAGGACUCUGGCAAGCGGUCUAGUCUCCAGCCGUCAGCGUCUGUCCAGCUAUCUGCAGGCUCCCCCGCAAAGGGCAGCUCGAGCGACAUCAAGCAGAAAAACGUCAAGGAUGCCAGCGUCGGCAGCGGCGGCGAAGGGGGCACCAUCAAGCCACGAGACAAGACCAUCCUCGAAUCGCCCUUCUUCCGUUCGGACCUCGUCACAGGUCUGAUGGUCGACUCGCUCCUCAACCUCGCAUUCCCACACCGUGCACUGCGUGAGACGCUCCGUUUCCCCUCGGCCGCCUCGGUCUCUGCAAUCAGCCAAGACUACGUGCCUUUGCUCGACCAGCUCGCCAAGGCUCACCAUCAGACCACCAAGGGCUUGACGCCUGAGAACAAGGCGCAAUUGCAAACUGCCGUAAAAACGGUCAGCACUGUGCUCGCGCUGCCGGAUUUGCAGAGAGCGACGCGCGACGAUGCGGCGGGCACGUUGAGGAAGACGAGCUUGCAGUUGGUGCUGGGAACGCUAUUUUUGCUGCUCAACGACUUGGUCAAGGCCCAGACGGAGCUCGAGCUCGUGUCGAAUGCGUUGAAGCCCAACAACACGCGAGGUGUUGGCCGAGGUGCAGCUCUCAACACCUCGGCAGCACGAGCAGCAGCCACCGAGGCAGAUUCUGCAACAGAAGCGCGAGCAGCUGAGCAGACGACAUUGCACAUGCAGGCACGCGUGCAGGGCCAAACCCUCCUGCUACUAGCUAAAUCGUGCUGGAUGGCCAACAAAGUUCAAGAGGCGACCAAGUUUUUCAGGUGGUUUGUCAAAUGGUAUUCCGAGCAGCAGGCGCAACGUGUUACUGAUCGCCGUCGAGGUGGCGAGGGUGCGGACAGAACAGACGCGGCGGAGGUCGAGUUGGAUCAGAUAGACAUGGGAUGGUGGGAUCGAGUCGUGGUCGUGACCAAAGCGUGA
Molecule: messenger RNA, 2250 nt
Organism: Sporisorium graminicola
Lineage: Eukaryota; Fungi; Basidiomycota; Ustilaginomycetes; Ustilaginales; Ustilaginaceae
Exons: 1
Coding region: 1-2250 (749 amino acids)
Source: RefSeq, a predicted model, not a curated record